AUGGCAGCAUUUCUUUUGUUACGAGAACAGUUAGUUGGAGUGCGUGCGAUUUGUCGCGAAAGGGUAUUUAGAGACCGUCUGCAUCCACUGGAUGAAUAUGACGAUGUUGAGUUGUACCAGCGUUACCGAUUUGACCGUCAAACGAUUUUGGAAUUGAUAGAUGUUGUCGGAGAUGAACUCGAUCCCAUCACCCUACGAAACCACGCAUUGCCAAGGGAAUUGAAGGUUUUAGCAGCUUUACGCUUUUAUGCUACCGGAUCGUUCCAGUUGACUGUAGGCGACACAGUACACGUCUCACAGCCAACUAUGAGCCGUGUAGUUACCCAAGUUACAGCCGCUUUGCUCCCUUUACUGCCAAGAGUCGUGCAAUUUCCAAGGAAUCAAGAUAUUCCCAAUAUGGUUGAUGAGUUCCAUGAGAUUGCCAAUUUUCCCGGAGUUAUUGGCCUAGUAGACGGAACGCACGUGUGGAUUUUGGGCCCCACCCAACACGAGUGGCGAUAUGUCAACCGGAAGAACUAUACGUCAAUAAACACCCAAGUAGUGAUGGAUGCAAGAUACAGAUUUAUCAAUGUAGUUGCAAGAUGGCCAGGAAGUACACAUGAUUCCGUUAUUCUAAGAGAAAGUGGCCUUGCAACUAUAUGUGAGGAACGAAAUGGCGAGGAACUGCUUUUAGGCGAUCGUGGAUAUCCCGUGCGACCAUGGCUGAUGACGCCAUUUCUUAAUCCAAAUACGCCACAGCAACGGAGGUACAACAGAGCCCACAAGAGAACAAGGUGCUUGGUUGAAAGAGGAAUCGGCCAAUGGAAAAGACAAUUCCAUUGCUUACAUGGGAUGUUGAGGCACACACCACAGAAAUGUUGCGAAAUCAUUGCUGUCUGCGCCAUUCUCCACAAUCUUGCAAAAGACAGAGCUUUACCAGAUUUUGAUGAAGAACCAAUUGAACACCGCCCACAACCAUUAGUCGACCCAGCAAACGUGAUUGUUUUGCCAGACAGGAUCAAUGGGGCUGGAAGAAGAGAUCAAAUUGUCAAUACCCGCUUCAGAUAA
Lineus longissimus is the source of this 1047-nucleotide messenger RNA. RefSeq names its product putative nuclease HARBI1. The transcript has a single exon. NCBI's taxonomy places the organism in Eukaryota, Metazoa, Nemertea, Pilidiophora, Heteronemertea, Lineidae. Bases 1 to 1047 code for a protein of 348 amino acids. The record is from RefSeq and is a predicted model, not a curated record.